AUGAAUAAUUGUGAAUUAACUCUUACGGUUGCAUGUCUAGACCAAGGACUGUGGCUGGGGGAGAGAGCUCAGGCAGCAAUAGUUGGAGCAAUAAUUGAAAAGCUUAGACAUUUCUUUCAGUUCAAGACAUCCACAAGUUUCCUAAGGUUCCAUACGAGCGAUGUCAAAUUUCUCAAUUGCAACAUGGUUCCUGUUGUAUAUCAAACGACUUCCUUUGAAAAACUUGCCAAGAUCUCAAAAAAGUUGGUUGAUCUCCAAUCAGGUCGUCUAAGAGAUCCGAUCCCGCUGACCCCCUUCUGA
This is a messenger RNA of Komagataella phaffii GS115, 300 nucleotides long. RefSeq lists its product as hypothetical. NCBI's taxonomy places the organism in Eukaryota, Fungi, Ascomycota, Pichiomycetes, Pichiales, Pichiaceae. The transcript has a single exon. The coding region runs from base 1 to 300 and encodes 99 amino acids. The record is from RefSeq and is a predicted model, not a curated record.